CCACGCUUAAUUUGGUCCUAAAAAAAGUGGAGGGACAAGCAAGGCAUGACUAUGGCUGCUAUAUCUGUUCUAGAAGUUUUUUAUAAGUAUGAGCAACAAGAGCCAUGUGAGGUAAAUCUAUAGGUCAGAAAGCGGCCGAAUUACAGAAAAAGAAAUAUGUUGUGUUGUGCCUGAUGAUUUGACGUGAUAUAAAUACGCUUCAGAACCUCUGCUUUUCUUUACUUCUUAUAUAGUCUAUUAUUAUGGAUCCUUUAAUCUCUUAUUCCAAUGUACAUAGCAUUAUGACUUUCUACACAUUAUCAACUCUGUUUAAAAACAAAUCUUUACCAAUAGCAAAUAAAGCCAACAAGAUUACUACGUCCGCCAUUACACCAGCAUAUACGACUACACAACUCUUGAUUCAUAAUUCCCAACCUUGUACAUUUCCUCAACGCAUCAUUGAUCUAUCGAUCUUACUACAAAAUAAUUCGAAAAUACCCAUUUCUUCAACUGGUGUAGGACAUCUUACACUCAAAAAAUCCCCUAAAAGGCCAGCAUGGACUGAAUCGCAUGCCUACAUCAGAGGGUUGCGUUCAAACUGCAAUAACCUUAGAAUGAUUGUAGCAGAAGCCAGUAUGAUUCGAGCCUUGAAGAUCACAAGACCGCUAAAACCCAGGCGCUCUUAUUUGCACAAGCGCCAAGAUGAAUUUAUUUGGGGGAAAUCAAGCUCUCUAAGGGAUUGUGUAAAUAACAAAUAAAUGUCUUUUUCAAAACUGAUAUCAUUGAUCUAAACUUUCCUUUUGAUUGGUGCAAGUUUCAGGGCUCACGUGUCACUCAGAUUUCUAAUGUAAUGCUACGCACAAAAAACAAGUGUUUAUUCUUUUUUUAUGUCCUUGCGUUCUAUUGCAAGAAUAACAACUAAACAACUAUCUCCUCAUAAACCCCUCUUAUAU
Messenger RNA from Gilbertella persicaria, 932 nucleotides. RefSeq lists its product as uncharacterized. The transcript has 3 exons. The coding region runs from base 243 to 737 and encodes 164 amino acids. The record is from RefSeq and is a predicted model, not a curated record. Lineage: Eukaryota; Fungi; Mucoromycota; Mucoromycetes; Mucorales; Choanephoraceae.